Messenger RNA from Schistocerca cancellata (South American locust), 1441 nucleotides. Its product is annotated as ankyrin-3-like. Gene Ontology annotation, biological process: regulation of proteolysis; proteasome-mediated ubiquitin-dependent protein catabolic process. Gene Ontology annotation, molecular function: ubiquitin protein ligase binding. The record is from RefSeq and is a predicted model, not a curated record. The transcript is spliced from 5 exons. NCBI's taxonomy places the organism in Eukaryota, Metazoa, Arthropoda, Insecta, Orthoptera, Acrididae. Gene Ontology annotation, cellular component: cytoplasm. Bases 1 to 1371 code for a protein of 456 amino acids.
AUGUGGGCCAGUGCUGGCCACAGUGAGCCACCUGCACAUCCCCACGAGGACACGCCCAGCCAGCUCACACCCUGCCUCUCUGUAUGUGCAGUGCACCAGUCGUUACAGAGCCGAGGACCACCACCACCAGCACCACAACCACAACCAGAACCGCCACCACCACCACUGCCACCGCCACCUCUGCCAGCGCACCUCGCCAGACACCUGCUGCUGCGCGGCCCACGACUCCUCCACCUGAUGAGGCCACUGUCUCUCAAAUGCGGACCACCCACCAUGUCGGCAGUUACGGAGGUUCAGAACACCACAACCGAGGCUCUGGCCGCCCUGGUAGACGGGGGUGAAGGCUCCCUGGUGACGCUGGUGGCGGGCGAGACGAGGGUGGCGGCUCACAGGGCCGUGUUGGCAGCUGCGAGCCCAGUGUUCGAAGCGAUGCUCGCGCACGACAUGCUGGAGGCCAGCUGCGGCCAGGUGAGCAUCGACGACGUGGAGGGCCCGGUGCUGAGGCUCCUGGUGGCCUACACGUAUACCCUGCGGGCCCCCCAGCUGCCCGACACGGCCGCCCAGCUGCUCCCGGCGGCCGACAAGUACGGCUUGUCGGGCCUGAAGGCUGCCUGCGAGCGGCAGCUGAUCUCGCAGUUGGCCGUCGAGACCGCAGCGGCGACGGCCGUCAGGGCAGUGAGGCACUCGUGCCCGGACGCCACCAGGGCUGCCGUCGCCUUCAUAAACGACCACCCGCAGGUGAUGGCCACGCAGGGCUGGGCGGACGCUGUGCUCGAGUGUCCACAAGAAGUCAACGAAGUCAUCCGUCAACUCCGUGAGCCACCAGCAGAAGCCAGCUCGCCGACCGCCACAGGGGGCGGAUCCACCCCCAACUCUGACCGUCAACCCCACAGCGGCCACAGCCGGACUCCUGCUGCAGCUGCGCCUCCCACGUCUGCCCGACACACCCCUCCACCUGAUGACGCAGCCGUCUCGCGCUUCCGGAGCCUUUCUGAUGCAGAGCGAGACAGGAGGCUGAGAGAGGCGGCUAAAUGGGGGGCGGUGGAGGAGGUGCGGGCGUUGCUCGCGGCUGGGGCGGACGUGGCGGCGAGGGCCAGGGACGGGGACACCGCCCUGGACUGCGCUGCACGGAGAGGCCACGCGGCUGUGGUGCGGCUGCUGCUCUCUGCGGCGUCCGACCCCAACGCCAGGACUCAGUGGGGGCGGACGCCGCUGCACUUGGCGGCAUGCUAUGGCCGCGCAGAAGCGGCGGCUGCGUUGCUGCAGGCCGGAGCCGACAGGGGGCUGAGGACUGAUGAUGGGGAGACCCCCCUGGACUACGCCAGGCAGCAAAACCGGCAGCAGCUCGUCGAGAUGCUAACAGGGCGUUAAUACGUGCCACUAGAGAAAAUAACAUGUACUUCAUUCUACAUAACAUUAAAAUAAAAAAUUGAAAAAUGAA